This is a messenger RNA of Aphanomyces astaci, 1503 nucleotides long. RefSeq lists its product as hypothetical. Lineage: Eukaryota; Oomycota; Saprolegniomycetes; Saprolegniales; Verrucalvaceae. The record is from RefSeq and is a predicted model, not a curated record. The transcript has 7 exons. Bases 1 to 1503 code for a protein of 500 amino acids.
AUGGACCUAGCUCUGCUCCAUGAGACUGUCGCCGCCAACAUCUCUGCGUACUUUGAGAUAGAAAUUCCACACCGCUCUGCCCGAGACCACUACGAGUCCAUGUUGGAAACGUUCAAGUCAACCGACAGGGCGCAACGACUGUGGGGAACGGGCAGCGAAGAAGAGGUUACGGAGCAAGUUGAGCUGUUGCAGAACCUUGCCGACCGCCGCGAGGCAAAGGAUGAAGCAAAGAAGGCAAAGAAAGAGAAGGAGCAGAAACGGCGUGACGCAAUGGAAUUGACGGGGUUUCAAUUGUGCCUGGAGGCAGAACAGCGUGUCGCCAAAUCGAGCAUCUCCAGCAAUAACACUUUCCAAGGUCACCAAGGUCUGGUAUUUGACGGCAUGGCGUCGUUUGUGCCCAUUGUACACUAUCCGCUGUCGCUCGUUUCCCUCCGGCCGGCAGCACUCUCAAAGAUGAUUUUCGGCAAAGUUGGAGUAAAUGCGGUCGAGCAUGUGCAGAAAUAUGUUGCAAAGGCCACUUCGAGCACGGCCAAACAUAGUGAUAAGGUCGGACCAUCGAUCGGGGCCUGCAAAACGGCGGAGCAGGAUACAGAGAGCCUCGACACCACUGCAAGUGGUUCGUUCUGGGGUAAUGACGCGUGGUGGGAUGCGAAGGAAAGUGACAAGGGAUCGCAAGGGAUCGCAAGGGAUCGCAGGUUUGAUUUCGUGAAGCGGAACUUGGCGAGGCAGUCGGUAUCGAUUCUACACCGCGAGCACAGGAUUGUGCGCAAAAUCGACAGGAUACAAGAGUUGAUCGAUUCCUACGGCAUAGCGAAGGAUUUCAUCGGUCAAACCGACGAAGGCUUGUUGUCCGCUGCAGAUGAACGCUUUCACGACCCGACUGCUCCAGGCUACUUGGUCGAAGUUGAUACAAUUCGGGAUAAGUGCUUCAAGUUGUGCAAGCAUUGGGAUGUGCUCGAAAAGAUCAUCGGCGAUAGAGCAUCGGCCCGGCUUCUUCUCCGGUCAAGUAACGAAGACGAUGACGACUAUUCAGUCGACAUGCUAAACACAUCCACAUUGUCUGAUAAUGUUGACGAGAAUAUCGUAACUGCAAACAAAACGGCGGAAUACGUUCCAGGCUCGCCCCCCAUAGCCACCGGAAAAAGAAAGAGCGAACCGGACAAGUUUGGAUUUAGCUCGGGGAAGAAGAAGCUGAACACCGAAUUCGUUGGCAAGAGAAGUUUCAGCGUCGGCGAGAGCCUGAUGCAGGGGCUUAAGGCGCAGGCUCAAAGUUCAGGCAUAUUUGUCUCCCGGGAGGUGCUGGCGAGCCGCGCGGCGGAAUUGGAGCUCCGAAAGGAAAAUGAAGAUCGACAUUUCAUGCUGCGCAAGCGUGAAAUAGACCUAAAGGCCAAUGAGCUCAGGCACAAGCAAAUUAUUGAAGAGGCACGUCUCAUAUCGUCCAUGUCGUUUGAUAAUGCGGAUGUGACGGAGUAUUUUCGUGAUGGAUUGUCCAAAAUUCAAUAA